AUGGCUCAGAACCCGGCAGACGAGCUCCUUCGGCGUCCGUUAUAUGUCUACGAUCUUCCGCCAGAAAGCCUCGCAGGCUUGACGCUGAAACCGGACGCGGACGCAAUCGCCGUCGAGGAACCCGAGACGUCAACGAUUCCCAGCCAGGCUUCGGACUCGUCCUCCGACAGCUUUGUCGGUUCCCAAGCAUGCUCUCUCUGCAAGCUUUCCUUCACCACCGUAUUAGACCAGCGAAGUCACAUCAAGUCCGAUUUUCACAAUUACAAUCUCAAGCAGAAGCUGCGGGGUCAGGGCCCGGUCUCAGAGGCCGAGUUUGAAAAGCUGAUUGAGACUCUGGACGAAUCGCUCUCGGGCUCCGACUCGGAAGAUUCGGAAGACGACGAGGACGAAGGGCGUCAGGAUUCUACGCUUACGGCGCUGCUUAAGAAGCAAGCAAAGCUGACGGAGAGACGAAACGCCACCAGAGAGAAUAACAAACAAGGCGAUAAUGACGACGAUGAACUCUCAGGGAGGCCGGGCAAGGGGAAGCCGGCGCUGAUAUGGUUCAGCUCGCCGUUGCUUCCAGAAAACACGUAUUUCGGCAUCUACCGAGCGAUAUUUACAGAUGAAGAGCAACGCCAGCCCGACUUGGUCGAGGUCAUCCGGAAGAAGCAGCUCGAGCCCAUAGCCAUGCCUAAGCCUGCAAAGGACGGGACGCUGCCGCCGAUCGCGUACAAGGGGCCGCACUUCUUCCUCUGCAUGAUCGGAGGCGGCCAUUUUGCCGCCAUGGUCGUCUCCCUCGCGCCGAGAGCCGCCAAAUCGGGCAGCACAACCAUGAACCGAGAGGCCACGGUCCUCGCCCACAAGACCUUUCACAGAUACACGACGCGUCGAAAACAGGGUGGUUCUCAGUCGGCAAACGACAACGCCAAAGGCAAAGCGCACUCUGUCGGCUCGUCUCUGCGUCGGUACAACGAAACCGCCCUGGUCGAGGAUGUGCGCGCUCUUCUCCAGGACUGGAAGGGGCUCUUGGACUCUUCCGAACUGCUUUUCAUCAGGGCAACAGGAACGACAAAUAGGAGAACCCUGUUUGGCCCCUAUGAAGGACAAGUUCUUCAAGCCAACGACGCUCGUAUCCGAGGGUUUCCAUUUAGUACCAGGAGAGCUACUCAGAACGAGCUGAUGCGGUCCUUCAUCGAGCUAACUCGACUCAAAGUCAGGGAGAUUGCUCCAAGCAAGGCAGGACUAGACAAGGCGAACGGGGCACCAAGCAAACCUGCGACACCAUCCAAGCCGGCAAAGCCGACGUUGUCAGAAGAGGAGGAAACGGCGCUGCUUCAUACGUCUCAGCUACAAGCCUUUGUACGGCGGUCCAAGCUACCUGCACUUUUAUCGUACCUCACAAAAAAUAACCUGGAUCCGGACUUUGAGUUCUAUCCUCCGGAACAAAACUACCAUACACCACGCCUUUUACACUACGCAGCUGCUCAGAACUCUGCUCCUUUGGUGCUGGGGAUCCUUACACGAGCCGGGGCGAACCCGUUGCUCAAGAACGCGGAGGGAAAGACGCCCUUCGAGCUCGCUGGAGAUCGCUCUACGCGGGAUGCCUUUAGAGUAGCCCGCUCUGAAGUAGGAGAGGGGAAAUGGGACUGGGAUGCGGCCAAGGUUCCUCCCGCCAUGACCAAGGACGAGGCAGAUCGCCGUGACGAGCGGGAAAAGCAAGAAGCAGAUAAGAAGGAGUCCGACAGGAGAAAAGCGGAAGAAGAGAGGCUCCGUACUGAAGGGCCAAGGCUCCCUGAGCAGAAGACGAAGAAGGGAAACAGCAUAGCGUCCAUAAUCGCCAAGACGCCACAAGAGCGCAGGGAGGAGGAAGCCAGGGGGCUGACGCCCGAGAUGAAGUUGAAACUGGAACGAGAAAGACGAGCGCGAGCGGCAGAAGAGAGAAUCAAGAGGCUACAGGGUGGUAGUUGA
This is a messenger RNA of Trichoderma reesei QM6a, 1950 nucleotides long. RefSeq lists its product as uncharacterized. NCBI's taxonomy places the organism in Eukaryota, Fungi, Ascomycota, Sordariomycetes, Hypocreales, Hypocreaceae. The coding region runs from base 1 to 1950 and encodes 649 amino acids. The record is from RefSeq and is a predicted model, not a curated record. The transcript is spliced from 2 exons.